UGAUUUAAGUUUACAUUAGUUUAAGUUUUCUUAGAAAUACUGAUAGUAUUUUGCAACUCGACAUUGCAAAAUUAUGACUACCGUCGAUAAUUUUUUGAAACACCUCACUACUGAGUCGAAAUAUACGGAUAAACCAGAAAAUUCUAUUAGAUCCUACAUAGUUUUUGUUUGCGGUGUAGUUUUCCUAACAUGGUACGUCCAAUGGUUGUGGAAUAGAAGGUAUCUUUAUAUUCAUUCCAGAAAAGUACCAGGACCGAUUGGACUUCCAUUUAUCGGAUCAGCGUAUUUAUUUUUCUCAUCUCAAACAAGCGAUAUAAUGAAAAUUAUUAUCGAUUUACAAGAAAAAUAUCCUGAUAUAGGUGCUUUAUGGUUCGGUACUAAGCUUUAUUACUCGGUGUCUAAACCAGAACAUAUUGAAAAGAUUUUAACGAAUUCCAAAGCUUUGGACAAAGAUUUUCUUUACAAGUUUAUGACAUUAGCAAUUGGUGAAGGUUUACUAACAGCGGGAGUUGAAAAAUGGAGGAAACAUAGAAAAGUACUCAGGCCAGCCUUCAGUCAAAAAAUUUUGAAUGCUUACCAGGCGAUUUUUUUGGAAAAAUGGGAAAAUUUUGCCGAACAAUUGCAAAAAAAUGUCGGAAACAAAGAUGUGGAUAUAUCUAAAAUGAUCGCUGAUUCUACUUUGGAUAGUAUAUGUGAAACGGCUAUGGGAUUGAAAAUGAGCGAACAAAUUGAGCUAACAAACAUAUCGGAAACUAUGAAUAGAAUGAUGGAGAUAAUAACGUAUAGGGUUAUAUACGUAUGGCACCAUCUGGUAUUUACGUGGAAAUUGUAUCCGUUAAGCAAAGAAUACGAUAAAGUUGUAAGGAAAUUCAAAAAUUUCACAUCAACAAUAAUUAAAAAAAAGGGGCAGGCGUAUAAUCACAAACAAAAUAUUGAAGAUUCUGUAGCCAUCUCUGGAAAUGAAGAAUCUUCAAAAACACACUCAUUUUUGGAUCUCAUAUUGGAAAAUACGAAUUUUACAAAAAAAGAACUUCAAGAUGAACUAGAACUUUUUUUAAGUGCGGGUACGGACACGACUGCAACGGCAAUUAGUAAUACUUUCACAGUUCUAGGCAUAUUUCAAGAUGUACAGCAAAAAGUUUUGGAAGAAGUCCUGGCAACUCUAGGACCCGAUAGACCAGUAUCUCCAUCAGAUUUACCCGAAUUGAAAUACACUGAAAGAGUUAUCAAGGAAAGUUUACGAUUAUUUCCGGUAGCUGCUCAUUUUCUACGAAAAAUAUCUGAAGAUAUCGAUGCAGGUGAUAUAGUUUUCCCUGCGGGUAGUACUGUGUUUUUCGGAUUGGUUCAUAUACAAAGGAACCCACAAUAUUGGCCGGAUCCACUUAAAUUCGAUCCUGAUAGGUUUCUACCAGAAAAUGUAGCUAAACGACAUCCUUGCACAUAUAUACCUUUCUCUUAUGGUCCUAGAAACUGUAUAGGUGCGCAGUACGCCAUGAUGAAUAUGAAAACUACCUUGGCAACUGUUAUAAGAAGGUUCAGAAUUUAUACAAAAUAUAAAACCAUCGAAGAAAUCAAAUUGAAAAUAAAUGUAGUACUUAGAAUGAAGGAAGGACCUAAAGUUUGGGUGGAAGCACGGCGUAUCGGUCUCACAUUGAAAACGAUGUCGAAGGAAUCAAUAGGAACGUCGAUUACGAUUGACUCAACAAGUUAUACGGAAAAACCAGAAAAUAUUGUUACUUCAUACAUAAUUGUUGUUUGCGGUGUAGUUUUCCUAACAUGGUACGUCCAAUGGUUGUGGAAUAGAAGGUAUCUUUAUAUUCAUUCCAGAAAUGUACCAGGACCGCUUGGACUUCCAUUUAUCGGAUCAGCGUAUUUAUUUUUCGUAUCUAAAACAAGCGAUAUAAUGGAAACUCUAAUCGAUUUACAAAAAAUAUAUCCUGAUAUAGGUGCUUUAUGGUUCGGUACAAGGCUUUAUUACACGGUGUCUAAACCAGAACAUAUUGAAAAGAUUUUAACGAGUUCCAAAGCUUUGGACAAAGAUUCUCUUUAUAAAUUUCUUAUAUUCGUUAUUGGUGAAGGUCUCAUAACUGCAAGAGGUCAAAAAUGGAAAAAACACAGAAAAAUUAUAAGGCCGGCUUUCAAUCAAAGAAUUUUGAAUGCUUACCAAGCAGUUUUUUUGGAAAAAGGGGAAAUUUUUGCCGAUCAAUUGCAAAAAAAUGUCGGAAAUAAAGAUAUGGAUUUAUUUGAACUGGUUUCCAAUUGUACUUUAGACAUUAUAUGUGAAACGGCAUUGGGAUUAAAUAUGAAUAUACAAACGGAAAAUUCGAAUUUUUCUAAGACUUUGGACAAAAUUAUGGAGAUAACAACUUACAGAAUUUUCCACGUGUGGCAUCAUUUGGUAUUUACUUGGAAAUUGUAUCCAUUAAGCAAAGAAUACGAUAAAGUUUUGAAAGUUUUCAAAACUUUUACGUCAACAGUAAUUAAAAAGAAGUGGGAGGCUUAUCAUCACAAACAGAAAUUGAAAGAUUCUGUAUCAGUAUCUGAAGAUGAAGAAUCUCCAAAAGAAAAAUUAGCAUUUUUGGAUCUUAUAUUGGAAAAUACGAAUUUUACGGAAGAAGAACUCAAUGAAGAAGUAGAACUUUUCUUAAUAGCAGGAACAGAUACAACUGCAUCGGCUCUAAGUUGUCUUUUCACAGUACUGGGUAUGUUCCAGGAUGUACAGCAAAACGUUUUGGAAGAAAUCCUGGCGAUUCUAGGACCCGAUAGACAAGUAUCUCCUUCAGAUUUACCCGAAUUGAAAUACACUGAAAGAGUUAUCAAGGAAAGUUUACGAUUAUUUCCGGUAGCUGCUUUUUUUCUAAGAAAAAUAUCCGAAGAUAUCGAUGCAGGUGAUAUAGUUUUCCCUGCGGGUAGUACUGUGUUUUUCGGAUUGGUUCAUAUUCAAAGGAAUCCAAAAUAUUGGCCGGAUCCACUUAAAUUCGAUCCUGAUAGGUUUCUACCAGAAAAUGUAGCUAAACGACAUCCUUGCACAUAUAUACCUUUCUCUUAUGGUCCUAGAAACUGUAUAGGAGGACAAUAUGCUAUGAUGAAUAUGAAAACUAUUUUGGCAACAGUGUUAAGAAGAUUCAGGAUUUAUACGAAAUAUAAAACCAUCGAAGAAAUCAAAUUGAAAACAAAUGUAGUACUUAGAUUGAAAGAGGGACCUAAAGUUUGGGUAGAAACACGUUAAUAAUUAAUAAAUUAUAAUGUGGAAUGUGUAUAAUAUUCAAAAAAUAUAAUUAAAUAUAUCAUUUAACUCAA
This is a messenger RNA of Diorhabda carinulata, 3300 nucleotides long. RefSeq lists its product as uncharacterized. The coding region runs from base 74 to 3229 and encodes 1051 amino acids. The transcript is spliced from 24 exons. Gene Ontology annotation, molecular function: monooxygenase activity; oxidoreductase activity, acting on paired donors, with incorporation or reduction of molecular oxygen; iron ion binding. Lineage: Eukaryota; Metazoa; Arthropoda; Insecta; Coleoptera; Chrysomelidae. The record is from RefSeq and is a predicted model, not a curated record.